AUGAUUGCCAAUGCUAUUGGUCUGAGAACGCCUCUGCAUAGAUUGACACUGUUUGGUUCCUGCAACUCCAUGAACAUUCGCUUUUGCUUUAAUAGAGGUAUCAUUGGAAACCUUGGUCCCGAUCAGUUUGACCUCCUCAUUGAUAAUAAAGUACUGGAUCAGUUUACCUUACCGAAUCCAAGGACGAGUGUGCACAACCCUACUAACUGGCUUUAUUAUGGUCAGAUUCCUGAUAGAGAGUCAUCUCCUAAAACUCCAGAAGACUAUGAACAUUUUGAAGAUGACAUGCAAGUAUCAGAAUCUGAGCCUGACACUCCUCCUGGAUAUUAUAACAUGAAUCACCCCGAAGGCGAGCCUAUACCUGAGUAUGAACCUAUGCCCGAGGAUGAUCCUGUGCCUGAAUAUGAGCCUCUACCUGAAGAUGAACCCGUUCCUGAGUAUGAGCCUGAGACUCCUACUGGUUCACAAGAAGAUCAAUCUGAAGGUAUGACCGAUGUCGAGCCUGAACAACAACAACCUGCUGCAUUCGCUGAAUCAGUGGCCCAAAGAAAUGCUCCUCCGAGGAUCGAGCAUGCUUAUCAUCCGAUUACACAUGGGCAAGCCAUCGAUGCACUGCAACAUGAAGUUCAGCAUAUGCGCAACGAGUUACAUACUCUACAAAUGCACUUCUUCAAUUUCAUCGACACCCGUUGGAGGCUUGUUAAUGAAAAUCCUCAAGACAACCAACCUGAACAUCCUAACGAGCCGGUGGAUGCAAUGGAACAAGAGUUCAACCAAGCAGAUGCUGAUUUCAACCAACCACCUCAAAAUAAUCCUCCGCCUAUUACUCUCGAUGCCAUGACCGAAGGCCACUACACAGAAAUUGCUACACAAUUGAAUGAUCUCAACAUUCGUGCAAAUGGCUCCCCUACUGAUAGACGUCUACGUGUUCGUACAAGAGGCGCAAGCAGUUCUCGCAACCGCAACAACGAGGAGUAG
This is a messenger RNA of Vicia villosa (hairy vetch), 978 nucleotides long. Its product is annotated as early nodule-specific protein 2-like. The record is from RefSeq and is a predicted model, not a curated record. The coding region runs from base 1 to 978 and encodes 325 amino acids. The transcript has 3 exons. Lineage: Eukaryota; Viridiplantae; Streptophyta; Magnoliopsida; Fabales; Fabaceae.